UUGCAUAUCUAACCUAGUUGUUGGGCCAGCUGACGUGAUAUAAGCUACAUAAAGGCAUUGUGUGAAAUUAAUGCAUUUGCAAAUUGAGAACCUGCCCUUGCAUGAUGGCGGAUGUGUGUGUGUCCAUAGGACAGACUGCAACAUUACCGUAACCGACCAACACUGAAAAAUCGACCGCCAGUGGCGUAUAGCUAUCAGGAAGACACGAGACAAAUCCAUAGAAAUCAAAUCGGGAACUCUGUUUCUAAAAAAAAAAGAAAAAAAAAGAAAAAAAAAAAAAAAAAAAAAAAAUGCUCCGGAAAGGGCCGCUUGUUUCGUCAUUUUAAGAUCCGAAAGGGAGGAUUUCUUCAUUCCCAGAAAAUUUUUCCGCAUGACCUGCAUCAUUUUGGGAGGUAACAAAGUAGCGCGAAAGCGCCUUUCCUCAUUAACAAAUGAUAUGUAAUAAAAUGUAACACAACUGAGUUUCAACGCUUUGAUUUCAGUCAUCUGGAGUUCGUUUUUGUGCACGCGGUCUUACUCUUGUUUGGCUGUUUCAAGAAAAGGGGACAGGAAGGGAGAGAAGAUUGAAGGAAUAGUAGAAGAGUGUCCUCAAAGCUCUGCACCAGGAGUUUCAAUCGCUCUUGCUGUACAGACGAGUCAUGAGCUGUCAGGAGGUGCCCAACCCCAGCCAGGAGCCGAAGGACACUUCCGUAGUCCCCACAGAGGCAGGAAACACACAAGCUGUCCCUACGACCUCCCCAAAGCCUCUAUCCGUCAAAGUAAAGACUGAGGUGGCUUCCCCCAGCGAGUCAGUGGCCAGUAAUGGCAAAGCCAGUGACAGCAACAUGCCUGCUGAGAUCUGUGUGGUUUUAGGGAACAACUCGCGCAACUCUCAAACACAAGGAUCUUACAUUUGUGGAAUAUGUGGAAAAAAGUACAAAUACUACAACUGCUUUCAGACACAUGUCCGAGCUCACACAGAGUCAGAGAGUACAGCAUCUGGAGAAGGAGCAUCCCUAGGAAUCAAUAGUGCUUUCCGCUAUACUUGUGAUGUAUGUGGGAAAAAAUACAAGUACUACAGCUGUUUUCAGGAGCACAGAGACCUCCAUGCUGUUGAUGGUGAGCAAUAUCCAUAUGACCAUGUGAUACCUGUAGAUGACCCAAAAGAGGAGACUGAACCCUACCAGAAAAUGGGACCAAAAACAGGAAGUUACACAUGUGAGUACUGUGGAAAACAGUACAAAUACUUCAACCCUUAUCAGGAGCAUGUGGCUCUUCAUGCUCCAUUAAAGGGAAAUUACAGCCUUAAAAUGGAAGGGAAAAUGUCAAGCCAGUCAGGACAGUCUAGUCGUGCAGACAUCAGUUCCCAGAACUCAAGUGAUACUCCAAACAGCCGGGCUUUCAGUUCUCUCCCCAGCUCUCAGAAAACCUACACGUGUGGAGCCUGUGGAAUUCCAUUUCAGUUCUACAACAACCUCCUGGAGCACAUGCAGUCCCAUGCUGCAAUCAAGAACAACUGGAAAAUUAAUGGAAAUACAUUGUUCAAAAGGUGUGGGGACCCUGUAUUAAAGGUUUUGACUAAGUUUAGCUCAGCUGAUAAUGAGAAUCAUAUUAAAGAUGAGUCUCCGAAACCUUGCCAAGCACCUGCAGCCACACAGGAGCAGAUGUGGAAACCUCCACAGCCGGCCCAACAGAGAAACCAUGUACCCUCUUUUCAGAAUAGAUUACUCCCAGAAAAAGAGAGGCAACAAGUGGCUGAGCGUUUACUGAGGGUUAUGUGUGUGGACCUUGGCCUUCUGGGUGUUCUCAGCAGUAAAGAUUUCCUUAAACUGGCUCAGACCCUGGUGGACACUGGUGCACGUAACGGUGCUUACUCCAUCCGUGAAGCCCUGGGAGAUAUGAGCUCGCUUGCCCUUAAGCAACUCCCUCGGAUGUAUAAUCAGGUGAAAGUUAAAGUGACCUGUGCCCUGGGUUCCAACUCUUCCUUGGGCAUUGCAGUGACCUGCCAUUCACAGACAGUGGGACCCGAUUCAUGCUACUUGCUAACAGCAUAUCAAGUAGAGGGUGUGCGACUCCGACGCUACGUGUUGGGACUCAAGGAGGCCACUCUAAGGGAGAAUCCUGAGCAGAUACACCACUGGGUACAGAAUGUUCUGUCCGAGUUCGUCAUGUCAGAAAUCCGCACAGUCUAUGUGACUGAGCCACGCUUGUCUUCGCUAGCAUUUUGCGGUCGCACCGGAGUUAGUCUCCGUUGUGCAGGUUGCUCUCUAACAGCCACAGUUCAGGCUGUACUUGGCCGGCGAAGCCUGCAAGCACGAGGGCUCCACGAACUAGGUGAGCUUCUGGCUACAUGUCGCGACAUUGCUGCAACGACCAGCUUUAGCCGUGAGGUUAAAGCUGCAGAGGAAUCAGCCGCUCCGCCCUGCUGGGAUCCAGUUGCAGAGGCCUUGCUCAAGGUUCAUGACAACUUUGAGGCCACCUGCGAAGCAUACGGCCGGUCCAAGAGCACCGUGCCACUCUUGCAGGGCCUGAACAAGCACCUCCUUGGCACUCUUGCAUGUUUGCUAGCACCACUAAGACAGGCAGCACAGGAGCUGAGUGUCGAACGCUGCCCCACACUGCAGCACAUGCUCCCUGUCUACCUUCGUCUUGAAAAACUUUUCACCUCUAAAGCUGGUGAGGCGGGUGCUGGCAGUAAGCUCUGCCACUACUUCCUGGAGGCCCUGAAGGAGAACUUUAAAGUGGAACGCAUCCAUCAAGUUGCAAUGAUCCUGGAUCCACAACUGAAGCUACGGCCUGUCCCAGCAUACCAGCAUGAAGACAUAAUCUCACGAGUGUGUGACAUGGCUGCUAAUAUUAAGGAAACAGGAAGUGGUGGAUCUGGAGGAACAUCUGUGGAUGAGAGGGAUAGCGACGGACCCUCAGCAGCCAAGCGAGGGCACCUGGACUGUGGGUUAGAGAGGGCACCAUGCGGGACUGAAGAGCCACAGGUACGAAAGGAGCUGUUCCAAUACCUCGGUGAACCACUGUUCAGUGGCACAGGUGAUCUGUUGCAGUACUGGAGUUCGGUCAUGGACCGAUACCCCAGGCUAGCGCGGUUAGCACUGUGGUUGCUGGCCGUACCGGCAGUAGCUGUUCAUGGAGAAUGCGUGAACAUAUGCGAGCAGACCUUAGCCAUGAAGAGAAAGCAGCAGGUCACUGCAGAGGAGAUGAACAAGCUGGUCUUCCUCAAAAGUAAUUUUGCUUGAGGCAGCUCAGGGCUUUCAGCUAAUUGCACCAUAGACUGUUUAAAAUGAAGACAUCAAUGAACCAGAUGGAUGAUUUAUUUCUCUUUUUUCCCCUCUUUACGAAACAUAUUUUACGUAAGUGUCUACCAUUGAGGCUCGUGAUAGGCAUAUGCAAAGAAGAGAUACAAUGACAAUAGAUCGACAAAUGCCUGUUCAGACCAUAGUUUAGCUUUUCCUACAAAGCAACUCAUUAUGCCCUGGAUUUGAACAUGUUUUUAAUAUACUGUAUUAGUUGAACAUAACUUAAACAAAAUUGUCAUCUUUUUGAGUCAGUUGGCGAUUCAUUUAUCCCUCUUAAAAUCAUUUUGUGGACCACAUUAGAGUUUCAGUGAAUUGAUUGUUGAAAUUAUCAAUGACAAUUUAGUGAAGGUAAAAACGGGGUACUUAGAAAAAGCCAUGAUUUGCAAUUACGUCUUUAUGAAAAUCACACAAAGCUCAAUACCUCUUUGCGUUUUUGCAGUGGGCAAAUAGACUGUAUAGAUCUAAGUGUUGUGAUUUGGUGUGCCAUGAUUUAGUAACUGUUUAACCACUUUCAGUGUGUUAAGCUCAGUAUUGUACAGUUGCAAGAGUUUACGGCCAGCAGAACUCCAGUUUGUAAAUUAAUGCUUUUGCAGUUAUUUAUUUUCACAAUAACAUUGCAAUAACAUGUUACGUAGCACAAGUUACUCUCAAGCUGACUUUGAUGCCUUGGACCUUUUUGUAGCAGCCUUUUUCCCUCACUUUUAUAGCUCACUGGCAUAAUUUCCAUCUACAAUACAAUCUGCAGUAGUUAAAAAUUUAUUUUUGUGUUUUAAUCCAAUGUUGUUGGGGAUCAGAAGUAUAUGGGAUUGUUCUCUGAAGCUGUGCAAAGUUCUGGUACAGUUAUGUGUGAAGUUUGAAGUUGAAAUAAGGCUAAAAUGUUAUUCAGAAUCUGUCUCUCUCACUGUCUCAGUACAAACCUUGCACAGAGGCAGCUAAUUGUAUUAUUAUUUGAAUGCAUUUUCUGAUUGUAAGAUAAGGAAAGCUAAACUAAUGCUUCAUUAUUAAUGCACUGGAUUUCUGUUAUCAGCAUUUUCCUCAUCAAUCUGUAGCAGUUUAUUUGAGUAGUGAAAACCUUGCAAAGUUAUUCCAUAAAGUUCAAACUUCCACAUGAAUUUUCACUGCCUUGGAUCAACAUUUUUAAACACUUCAGUGAAUGAACAGAAGUUCUAACUUCCAUGAUAAAAUAAAUAAUCUUCAAGAGUAUUUUACUGUAGUUUUCAUGGAAAGAUGUGAUUACCGGUAGUUUUAUAUAAUUUGUCUAGUAAUGACUUGAACAUCUUUGUGAUUUUACAGAUAUGCAUGCAGGCAAAAUAAGAGUUUGUUUAUUUAUUUAUUUUUUAUCUUUGUUUAAGAGAGCCCGAGAUGCUUGUGGGGAUCAGACAGGCUGCGCUGCGUUCACACAGCUGUAAUCACUAAUAUCAACCUUUCUCAGGUUAUGGAAAAUGGCAGAAAAUAGGGCUGUUGACAAAAUUCCUGUCUGCUGUUUCAAAGUAUGUACAGGACAUUUGACAGUAAGUAAAUGACAGCUGUUAGUAAAUAUGGUUUAAAUUUUAAACCAUGACUGUGUGAACGUAGCCAUAAAGCGUGAAUUGCUGAAGAACGUAGCUAAUGCAAAAACUAUUCUGCUGAAGAGAAAUCUAGCAAGGGUGCAUGUGAUCGGUUGAGGUAUCUCACAUACCCCAAAAUAAAGAUGUUCAUACUGGCUAGCAUGUAAAGAAAAGUUUGUGUAAAAAAGGCUUUAAAUUUGACCCUGAAAUGGAAACAGCUGCUGUCGUAUAUUGUUGUAUUUCUCUGUAACCACAAGAGGGCAGAAGUGUCUUUGCAAAGAGUCUCUAAAAACCUUACCUCUGUUUUCUAUUCAAACAUUACAGAUAUUUUGAUAAACUCAGUCAAUGAAUAUGAUGGACUUCAUGAAGGUUUUACUUUUUUGUUCAUUUUUCUGAAUGAAUGUGUGUUAGUCUUUGGGUAAAAAUGAAAAUGAGUAGAAUGCAACAUGCUCAUGCAGCCAGGUUUGUUUAAAAUAUACUGAUAUCUGAAAGUAUAAAACACUGUUUUAAUCACAACUAUUUAUGGAUACACCACAGUUGUUAAUAUUACUCUCUGUUUGAGAAGAAUUUUUUUUUUCUUCCUGUUGUUGUCUUGCUUAGUCUAUAUGUUUGUCAUUGACAGGCAUCUUUCUGAUUUUGUGUAUUGAGUUGUUUUAGCAGUAGGUCUAAUUUAUACAUUUUUUUAACAACACUAUUUUUAUAAACAUGACUGAUAAUGGUUUUCUCUCCUUAUUGACUGUCAGUAGUGUACUACACUGUUCUGAGAAUCUAUCUACACUUGUAGUAUGUGCUGUGUGAAUAAAAUAUCCUCAGUGAGUUCAUUUUUAUAUAAUUUUGGAUGGUUGCGCUUUAUAUUACAGUGUAUUAAUGCAAGUAUUGAAAACUGCAAUUACUUAUGUUUAUGUAAUAAUGUUUACGUAAUGAGCAAAUAUUUUGCAAGUAGAAUUGAAAUAAAGACGAACAAGGAGUCUUGCAACAAAUUGUAUAGCCCCCACAGAGCCCGGAUCUCAACAUCAUUGAGUCACUCUGGUAUUACAUGAAGAGAUGGAAGCAAUUGAGACAGCCUAAAUAGAUACAUAAAUAGAUACCUCGAAAAAACUGUGUCCAGGUGUUCCUAGGAGAUUUGAUGCAGUUUUGAAGGCAAAGAUGGUCACACCAAAUAUUGA
Molecule: messenger RNA, 6000 nt
Organism: Myxocyprinus asiaticus (Chinese sucker)
Lineage: Eukaryota; Metazoa; Chordata; Actinopteri; Cypriniformes; Catostomidae
Gene: znf618
Product: zinc finger protein 618
Exons: 14
Coding region: 639-3227 (862 amino acids)
Molecular function (GO): protein dimerization activity
Source: RefSeq, a predicted model, not a curated record